Messenger RNA from Psylliodes chrysocephalus, 507 nucleotides. The record is from the annotation of a GenBank genome assembly. Lineage: Eukaryota; Metazoa; Arthropoda; Insecta; Coleoptera; Chrysomelidae.
AUGGAGCGCAACGACGCUGACUCAUCUGAAGAAAGCAUAGUCGAAGAUAAUUAUUUAGAUCAAGAACCGCAAGCGCAAGUAUUAGAAGAGGAUAACUAUUUAGAAGAUCAACCUGCAAGUCAACAUGUAAAUACAAAGCGUAAAGGGUGCAAUAAAAGGGUUAUUAAUGAAAAACUAAGACUGACGGAGAAAAGGUACUUGGGAUUCACACAGCCCAAAAAUAAAAAAAAAAACGUUUUAAAACAAAAAAACAUGAACAUUUCGAAGCUGAUCGUCAAAUUUUUAUGCCUUUGCUCACCGUUGAAAGCGUUCUGCUCCGCGAGUCCACUUCCCGUUAACGAAGAAGAGUUUCGAUACUUCAACGUCGGCGUCCUCAUGGCAUCGCAGAUGAACUAUCCGUUCGACCUUGAACGCUGCGGACCCGCCAUCGAUAUGGCUUUGGAAGAAGUCAACGAGAUAUUUCUUGCGCAGCACAAGAUUAGACUGAUGAAAGUGCAAAGCAGGUAA